Molecule: messenger RNA, 3374 nt
Organism: Xenopus tropicalis (tropical clawed frog)
Lineage: Eukaryota; Metazoa; Chordata; Amphibia; Anura; Pipidae
Gene: creb3l1
Product: cAMP responsive element binding protein 3-like 1
Exons: 12
Coding region: 1305-2726 (473 amino acids)
Biological process (GO): regulation of DNA-templated transcription
Cellular component (GO): endoplasmic reticulum membrane; nucleus
Molecular function (GO): DNA-binding transcription factor activity; sequence-specific DNA binding
Source: RefSeq, a predicted model, not a curated record
GGGCGCUGCGAUCAGGUCGCCACUGACAGCUGCGGAAAGUCGCCGGGAGACGGAGUCCGGCUGGAGCACAAUCCCGGGACUGACCCAGGCAGGGAGGCCGCCUUCCCCUCAGGAGCAUCAUGUUUGGGAUGAAGAGAGGGCCCGCAGAGCCCAGCUGAAGCAGCAGCCUGCACCCCCAUUCCAGCCCGGGGAUCCCAGCUCUGCAGCGGUGGGUCAGAACCACUACACCCCCAAAUCCUGGGACUUGUAACUCUCUUAUCUGCACCCCCAAAUCCUGGGACUUGUAACUCUCUUAUCUGCACCCCCAAAUCCUGGGACUUGUAACUCUCUUAUCUGCACCCCCAAAUCCUGGGACUUGUAACUCACUUAUCUGCACCCCCAAAUCCUGGGACUUGUAACUCACUUAUCUGCACCCCCAAAUCCUGGGACUUGUAACUCACUUAUCUGCACCCCCAAAUCCUGGGACUUGUAACUCACUUAUCUGCACCCCCAAAUCCUGGGACUUGUAACUCACUUAUCUGCACCCCCAAAUCCUGGGACUUGUAACUCUCUUAUCUGCACCCCCAAAUCCUGGGACUUGUAACUCUCUUAUCUGCACCCCCAAAUCCUGGGACUUGUAACUCUCUUAUCUGCACCCCCAAAUCCUGGGACUUGUAACUCUCUUACCAGCACCCCCUCCUGCACCCACUGCCCCCACCCUUACAUGUUGCUUCCCACAACACCUCUAUUUGCACCCACAGAGCCCCCCAAUACAUUUGCACAAAUUGAUCCCCCUUAUCCCAGGAUUCUCUGCCCCCCAGCAAAUAACUGAAACCUCCCACUAAAUAGGGACAGCCAUUAACUCAUAAAUUCCUCUGCCUAAACUCAAUCAGACUGCCCUAGGCACCCAGUAGCACCCAUAGCCCUCCUCCUACUGCCUCCCCUACCCCCAGCCUGGGCAAUUAAACUUACAGGCACCUGGUGGCCCCCCACCUUUCCUUCAUUCCCGGAUACUCAGCUGACAGUCCCACUGCCCAUAUAUUUGCUGCACCCAAUAAAGCCACUAUCCCUUUAGGUUUAACCCUUUCCUUAAUAACCACUCUGCCCCCUACAUACAGGGCACGGUCUGCCCUCACUGUUACUGCCUCUGUUAACCCCUGUGGCACCAGCUUUGUACCCCUUCUCUCACUCACUGACCCCAGUCUCAAAUAUCUUGCACCUUAAAGUUACCACUGCCCCAUUCCAAGUGGGACUGUCGUUGGGCACCUCAUGAACUGUCAGCUCUUGUGACGCCUGAUACAGGAUACACAGGGUCCCCGACCAACAUGGAGAGUGCUACCCUCCCGCAGGACAGGUCCUUCCACAGUCCUUUCCUGGAGCUGGAAGACUUCAGCGAGGCAGAUUUCAUGAACAAUAUGCACUUCUCAGAAGCUCUUGAUGACUUCUCCAAUGAGCUAUUUAACAGUUUUUUCGAUGACCCGCCCUUACUGGACCGAGACUCCUUACUCGACAUGGAUGUGGAGAGCCCAUCGCCACCUAUCCAAGCCGAACACAGCUACUCAUUGAGUGGAGACUCAGCCCCUCAGAGCCCUGCCCUCACCAUCAAGGAGGAGGAUGAAGAAAGUCCGACCGAGCCCCCUAGCAACGGAGUCUGGGCCUUGGAGCACGAGAUCUGCUCCCUACUGGUCAAACAGGAACACAGUCUAACGGCACAAACCAACGCCGCGCACUGCAGCACCGCACUAGAACAUGCCCAGGGAUCCAUGGGCCCCCAAGACGAGGAGAAUGUGCCCAGGACACCGAUAUCGCACAUAAAGGCUGAACCAGGUGUGCCACAUAGCUUCAUAAAUGUACCAACAGAUGUUUUAGGGAUGAUGCCUCUCACCCCACCAAGUAGUCACAGCAGCGACAGUGAUGGCUCACAGAGCCCCCGAUCUCUCCCACCCCCAAGCCCAGCCCGUCCUGCCCCGCGCUCUUCACAUGCUAUAUCCUCAUCACCACUACUUACUGCACCCCAUAAACUACAAGGCACAUCUGGCCCGUUGAUGCUGACCGAGGAGGAGAGACGGACUCUAAUCGCUGAGGGCUACCCCAUUCCCACUAAACUCCCCCUUACAAAGACCGAAGAGAAGGCUCUGAAGAGAGUGCGAAGAAAGAUCAAGAAUAAGAUCUCAGCCCAAGAGAGCCGAAGGAAAAAAAAGGAAUAUGUGGAGUGUCUGGAGAAAAAAGUGGAAACCUUCACAUCACAGAACAACGACCUGUGGAAGAAAGUAGAAACCUUGGAGAACGCCAACAGGUCUCUGCUGCAGCAGUUGCAGAAGUUGCAGGCGCUGGUGACAGGGAAAGUGCCCAGACCAUGUAAACUGGCUGCAACCCAGACAAGUACCUGCCUAAUGGUCAUGGUGCUGUGUUUUGUUCUUGCCUUUGGGUCCCUGAUCCCCUCCUUUCCAGAAUUUUCUUCAGGGUCCCAGACAGUGAAAUCAGCUCCUCUGCUGACCCCCGACAUAUACACCCACAGCCAAAUCCGCUCCCGAAAUCUCCUGUCCUACGAUGAGGGGCCCGGGGCAAUGGAGGAGGGUCCAAAUUCUGUUUUAGGGUUGCAGAAGAGCGACUGGGUUCCAGACACAGCAUCUCUCAGCCAACACCCAGAGUACACCUCCCAUGAGAGGGGCAAGUACCUGGGAGAUAACCAGACAGAUGGAAGAACGAGACAGGAAGAGGGGGACAGAAGCUCUGAGUUUUUGUAGGGUCGGUUUGAGGGAGAGGAAUCCGGAGCUGACUGUGCCAAUAGGGAAGAGCAAAGAACCGCAGGGUGAACUGGAUUAAAAGACUGAGAACUUAUGGGAAACUAUCCCCCCCCCCAGCACAGACCUCAGCCCAUCUGUCUCUGCCACAACGUGACACCGGGGAGGAAGUGUGUUCCCAACCUCCGAGAGCAAAGACUCAAAUAGCAGCGCUCUCAGCAUGGCGCUGGCACGAGUGCCCAUCUUGUUCCCCAAACUGGCACAGCAUUGAGGCUUCUACUGCUUCUACCUAAUCUGCUUAUAAUUAGCAUUCCUCUUGGCUAACCCUUUCACUGCCAGACAGAACUGUGACGCCUGGAUGGCCCCUCUGGGUUUUUUAUUCUUUCGCCGACCAAGGACUUCUUCAGAGAUGCGCUCUGCCAGCCCUAUUGCCCCUCAGCUUGGGAGCCUCUCGUCACCCCCGAGCCCCUCUCAACAUUCAUUCCCUGUACAGAACACACCCGGAUUUCUGGAGAAGACGAAGGUAGUUAGUGCAAGCUUUAUAUCUUUCGGAGACCCUCUCACAGAUUUAUAUGCCCCUUACUCUCCUCUCCUCUUUGUGCCUGCUUCAGUCGAGCAAAAUUAAAAAAGAAAAAAAAAUUGCAUCAUCAA